Molecule: messenger RNA, 2207 nt
Organism: Cheilinus undulatus (humphead wrasse)
Lineage: Eukaryota; Metazoa; Chordata; Actinopteri; Labriformes; Labridae
Gene: nelfcd
Product: negative elongation factor complex member C/D
Exons: 15
Coding region: 153-1889 (578 amino acids)
Biological process (GO): negative regulation of transcription elongation by RNA polymerase II
Cellular component (GO): nucleus; NELF complex
Molecular function (GO): RNA binding
Source: RefSeq, a predicted model, not a curated record
UUCCGCCAGUAGUCGCUAGCCUGCUAGCUAAACAAGGUAGUAGGCGCAUCUCACAUCUUCGACUCAGCAUCACUAGCUCUAAGAUAAAUUUAAAUUUAUUACUCACACUUUGGGCGUUGCUGGUGGUUCUGCGUUGCUGUCCUCUCGUCGUCAUGGACGAGGAGUACUAUAGCGGUGGAGGAGACUGGGAGGGCACGGACGGUAACUUGGAGGACUAUGUUGAAGGUGUAAAUGAUGGAAAAAUCCAAGAAGAUUGUCUGCAGAAAUUCUCCAGCAGAGAUUACAUCAUGGAGCCUGCAAUCUUCAACACCCUCAAAACGUAUUUCCAGGCAGGUGGCUCUCCAGAACACGUCAUCCAGCUCCUUUCAGAAAACUACUCUGCCGUGGCUCAGACAGUCAAUCUGCUCGCAGAGUGGCUCAUUCAGAUGGGUGUAGAGCCCGCUCAGGUCCAAGAAAGAGUAGAAAACCACCUCAAGAGUCUCCUCAUAAAGCACUUUGACCCUCAGAAGGCUGACUCAAUUUUCACAGUGGAGGGAGAGACUCCUGCUUGGCUGGAGCAGAUGAUCGCACACACAACAUGGAGAGAUCUUUUCUAUAAGCUGGCAGAGGCCCAUCCUGACUGCCUGAUGCUCAACUUCACCGUAAAGCUCAUUUCAGAUGCAGGUUACCAGGGUGAGAUCACCAGUGUGUCCACAGCUUGUCAGCAGCUGGAGGUAUUCUCUCGGGUGUUGAGGACGUCUUUGGCCACGCUGCUUGAUGGAGGAGAAGAAAACUUGGAAAAGAACCUGCCAGAAUUUGCUAAGAUGGUGUGUCAUGGUGAACACACAUACCUCUUUGCUCAGGCGAUGAUGUCCAUCCUUGCGCAGGAGGAACAGGGCGGCUCAGCAGUCAGGAGGAUCGGCCAGGAGGUGCAGAAGUCAGCACAUCAGAGAGGUCACGAUGCUAGCCAGAUAACCCUCGCCCUGGGCACAGCAGCUGCCUACCCUCGAGCCUGUCAGGCGCUUGGGGCCAUGCUGUCCAAAGGAGCCCUGAACCCUGCAGACAUCACGGUUCUGUUCAAGAUGUUCAGCAGUAUGGACCCACCUCCUGUUGAGCUGAUCAGAGUGCCCGCCUUUCUGGAUCUGUUUAUGCAGUCCCUGUUUAAACCCGGAUCAAAGAUCAACCAAGACCAUAAACACAAAUACAUCCACAUCCUGGCCUAUGCUGCCAGUGUGGUUGAGACGUGGAAAAAGAACAAGCGAGUAAACAUCAAUAAAGAUGAGCUGAAGUCAACCUCCAAAGCCAUAGAGACGGUGCACAACUUGUGCUGCAACGAGAACAAAGGAGCCACAGAGCUGGUGGCUGAACUUGGCACUUUGUACCAGUGUAUUAGGUUCCCAGUUGUUGCAAUGGGGGUGUUGAAAUGGGUGGACUGGACGGUGUCUGAGCCGCGGUACUUCCAGCUGCAGACCGACCACACUCCUGUUCAUUUAGCUCUACUGGACGAGAUCUGUACGUGUCACCAGCUGCUGCAUCCACAGGUCCUCCAGCUGCUCAUCAAACUGUUUGAAACGGAGCACUCUCAGCUCGAUGUCAUGGAGCAGCUGGAGCUGAAGAAGACUCUUCUAGACCGCAUGGUACAUCUGCUGAGUCGUGGUUAUGUGCUGCCAGUCGUCAGUUACAUUCGCAAAUGUCUGGAGAAACUAAACACAGACAUCUCCCUCAUCAGAUAUUUUGUCACUGAGGUACUCGAUGUGAUUGCACCCCCAUACACAUCAGACUUUGUUCAGCUCUUCCUGCCCAUCCUGGAGAACGACAGCAUUGCAGGAACCAUUCGCACUGAGGGAGAACACGACCCUGUUGCAGAGUUCAUUGCUCAUUGCAAGUCAAACUUCAUCAUGAUAAACUGAGCUGGAGAGGACACUGGAAUUAUUUUGUCCAAAAAGAACCAGAAAAAGCUUAAAAAGGCUUUGGACACAUUGUCUUCUUGGUAACUGAAUGCUCAGAACUGUGUAGGAGCACACAGCUCUACGACAGACUUCAGAACAACCAAGUAAAGGAUUAGUUUGUAGGAAAAGGCAAACUUCAGCGAUCUGAUGGAAGAAUACAGAAACAAGAGGGCUGGAGCCGCUCAAGAUGCUGAUAAAAGAUUCAUUUUUCAUCUGUACAUUUAAUUUUCUAUAUUUUAUGUUGGUAUUAACUGUUUUAAAAUAAAAACCUGAAAGUGA